AUGACGCAGCAGCAGCUACAGCAGCCGCUGCAGCAACAGCCGCCGCAGCAGCAGCUGCUGCAGCCGCAGCAGCCGCAGCAGCAGCAGCAGCAGCCACAGCCUCCAGUUGUGCGGCGGCCGCUUCCUUUUGCUGCUCCUGGAGCUCCUGCUCCCAUUCCUGCUACAACAUUUUACGCUCAAAAACCAUCUGCUGCUGCUGCUGCUGCUGCACCAUCAAGCGGAUGGUCUCCUCCACGAACAGGAGCAGCAGCAGCAGGAGCAGCAGCAGCAACAGCAGCAACAGGAGACACAACAUUUCGUUUUGGUAAGUUUGCUGGUAAGACAUUUGCUUAUGUUGCUGCAGCAGACAGCAGCUACUGUCGAUGGGCACAAUCCCUUGAUAACCCAAAGGGGCAGCUUGCUGCAUUUGUUGCAUACCUGCAGCAGCAGCAGCACCAGCAACCGCAGCAGCAGCAGUUGCAGCUGCAGCGGACGCAGCAGGGUGAUGGGGGGAAGCAGCAGCAGCAGCAGCAAAAGCAGCUCAAGCUGCAUCUAUCGCCUAAUAAAACUGUACGCUUAGCGUCAAAUGCAGCAGCAGCAGCAAGAGCAGCAACUGCAGCAGCUGCUGCACCUUCAAUGUCAAUUAUCUCUCGUGCAGCAACAGCAGCAGCAGCACCAGACGCAGCAACGCUGCAGCAGCACACCCCUGCCCCCCAGUUAGGUUCAAAUAUACACUACGCGGCGAACUCAGCAGCAGCAGCAGCUGCUGCUGCUGCUCCCAAUUCUGCUGCUGCAGGAGCAGCAGCAGCUGCUGCUGCUGCUAACUCAGCAGUUGAUGAUCUCGCGAGCGAUUUUGACUUCGACAUCAGUGUGCUGCAGGGCGAGGACCAGCAGCAGCAGCAACAACAACAGCAGCAGCAACAGCAGCAGCAGCAGCAGCAGGUUCCUGGGCCUGCCAAAGAUGGCCUGCAGUUCUUGGAUGAUUUCCGCUAUGGCAGUGCGCCUGCAUGCAACAGCAGCAACGGCAGCAGCAGCAGCAGCAGCAGCACGCCAUUCUCGCGUGUUCUCCCGUUUGGCAAGAAACGCGGAUCAGCUGAAGCAGCACCACAUGGUGCAGCAACAGCCCUAUCACCAGCAGCAGCAGCAGCAGCAGCAGCAGGUGCAUGCCCUACAUUGCAUGUAGAGGCGACGAUAUCCUUAGAGGUCUGCGCACCAGAGAAGUUUCGUGUUGUUGCGCUGCAGCAGCAGCAGCAGCACAGGAAGCAUGCAACAACAUACAGCAGCAACAAAGGUGCUGUAUGGAGCCCCUUGCUGCCAAGGCCUGUAGGAGAAUAUCUCCAGAGUCUUAAGGCCGAGUGGGCAGCAGAGGAGAAGGAAUCCAACAAUGGAGACUUGGGCAGCAGCAGCAGCAACAGCAGCAGAAGGAUAGGCUGCGGCAGCGCCGUUGAUCCUGGCCCCUUCGAUGCAUGCAGAUAUUCUCAAGUACUUGAAGGGCUUAAAAAGUGUUUUACGUUUACUGGAUUUGAGCCGAUCCCUUCAUUUGUUCUUCGAGCGUUUGCUGCCUUCCAACGAUUUGCUGCUGCUGCUGCUGUACCCAAGAAAACAGCAUUGGUGCUGCUGCGUCAUAAACUUCCUCCUUCUCCUCAGCUACUAAGUCUGCAGCAUCAGCAACAACAAUAUCUACAACAACAACAGCAGCAACAGCAGCAGCAACAGCAGCAGCAGGAGCACGAUCCGAUUCUAACAUCCAAUAAAAGAACAGCCGCAGCAGGAGCAGCAGCAGCAGCAGCAGCAACAGCAACAACAGCAACAGCAGCACCAAAUACGUCAUCGGAUCCAUCUUCUUUAACAGCACCACCAUCAGCAUCACCAUCAACAGCACCAACAGUAGCAGGAGCAGCAGCAGGAGCAGCAUCAGGAGCAGGAGGAGCAGCAGCAGCAGGAGCAGCAGCAGCAGCAGCAGCAGCAGCAGCAGUAAUAGACCCGAAAUUAUUUGCAUCCUUACGGGAUUUUCAGAAGGAUGGAAUUUCAUUUGGAUUAAAAAGACAUGGAAGAAUUCUUAUCGCUGAUGAGAUGGGACUAGGGAAGACUAUACAGGUAUAG
Molecule: messenger RNA, 2082 nt
Organism: Eimeria maxima
Lineage: Eukaryota; Apicomplexa; Conoidasida; Eucoccidiorida; Eimeriidae
Product: SNF2 family N-terminal domain-containing protein, putative
Exons: 3
Coding region: 1-2082 (693 amino acids)
Biological process (GO): regulation of transcription by RNA polymerase II
Cellular component (GO): Set3 complex
Source: RefSeq, a predicted model, not a curated record